Molecule: messenger RNA, 1044 nt
Organism: Morchella importuna
Lineage: Eukaryota; Fungi; Ascomycota; Pezizomycetes; Pezizales; Morchellaceae
Exons: 6
Coding region: 1-1044 (347 amino acids)
Biological process (GO): carbohydrate metabolic process
Cellular component (GO): extracellular region
Molecular function (GO): cellulose binding; hydrolase activity, acting on ester bonds
Source: RefSeq, a predicted model, not a curated record
AUGAUCCUAUCAGCGAUUGCGAUGCUUGCGGUGGUGCCGGCGGUGAUGGGGCAGACGGUGGCGCUGUGGGGACAGUGCGGUGGCUCUGGAUAUACUGGCUCUACAACAUGUGUCAGUGGUUCGACCUGUUAUGCGCAGGACGAAGGGUACAGCCAGUGCAUCCCCGGGACUGCCUCGACGACCACCACUCUGAAAACAUCAACCACCACAACCUCCACCGCGAGUACUUCUUCUGCUACCGGCGAUGUAAAAUACAUCUUCAGCUUCGGCGACUCCUACUCCCAAAGCGGCUUCUCGAUCACCGGCACCGCCCCCAGCGCCUCCAACCCCAUGGGUAACCCCACCUUCCCAGGCUCCACCUCCUCCGGCGGCAUCAACUGGCUUGGCUACCUCGUGACCGAGUUCAACCGCACCGUCGCGCUCAACUACAAUUUCGCGUCCGGCGGCGCGGCCACCAAUAACUCUGUCGUCUCGUCCUCGGGCACGCCGCUCACCACCCAGGUCGCGACCUUCUUGCAGUACCUCGGCACCGGUGGGCCGUGGAGUAGUGACGACUCACUGUUUGUCUUCUGGAUCGGCAUCAACGAUAUCGGGAACUCGUACUAUCUGGACGUGGACCAGGUCGCGCUGCAUUCGGAGCUCAUGGAUACGAUCUUUAACCUCGUGCAGCAGCUGUAUGCCGUUGGCGCGCGGAGGUUUCUGUUUAUGAGUGUUCCACCGGUCGAAAAGACGCCCAAGCAACUCACCAAAACCGCCGAUGACCGCGCCAACGAGGCCGCCCAGAUCGCCGACUUCAACAGCCAGCUCGUGGCCCGCGCCGCGGCAUGGAAGGCGGGCACGACAGGCACGACAGUGUGGCAGUUUGACACUGCAGUGCCGUUUAACCAGGUCAUUGCGGACCCGACGGCGUAUGGGUAUGCGGAUGCGACCAGCGUGUGUCAUGCGAGUACAUGCAUGUGGUGGGAUAGCUAUCAUCCGUCGUCGGCGUUGCAUAGGGUUGUGGCGGAGCAGGUUGCGGAGGUAUUGGAUGGUGGGUUUUGGUAG